Messenger RNA from Strongylus vulgaris, 423 nucleotides. The record is from the annotation of a GenBank genome assembly. NCBI's taxonomy places the organism in Eukaryota, Metazoa, Nematoda, Chromadorea, Rhabditida, Strongylidae.
AUGAUUUAUCAUGAGGUUGAGGUCGAAAAAUGCAAACAGCGAGAUUUAUUGGAACAAUUACUUGCCGAGAUGGCAGGUGACUUCCCUAAACUUAGCAAGAUUUUCGUUGACGAACGGGACGCUUACAUGACUCAUGCCCUCCAUUCAUUGUUAAUCAAGAAUACGCUUGAGAAACGGUUAUCAUGGGAACGCACCGAUGUGGAUUGGCAACCUCUCAGAGUUGUUGCUGUUGUCGGCAUAGGUCAUACUCCCGGAAUUGCUGCUCAUUGGAACAAUCCAGUCGAUAUUGCUCCUCUUCUCUAUAUUCCUCCGCCGUCUACCUCAGCAAAGGUCGUAAAAUUUGCCUUCCGAGCAGCUUUCUGGGGAGCUAUUGGGUUUCUCUUAUAUCGUGGUGGAGUAAGAGUUGCGAGAAGAUUCCGCUGA